Molecule: messenger RNA, 692 nt
Organism: Rhopalosiphum maidis (corn leaf aphid)
Lineage: Eukaryota; Metazoa; Arthropoda; Insecta; Hemiptera; Aphididae
Exons: 3
Coding region: 276-692 (138 amino acids)
Source: RefSeq, a predicted model, not a curated record
AUUAAUAUUUAUAAUUAUAAUAUAUGUACAUUAUUCAAUGGUCAUUAUUUAUUAAUUUUAUUAUUUUGCCAAGUCAUUUACGUCUCGUUUACAGUGUUCAACUACCCACGUUAACAUAAGUUCUAACAUUUCAGUUUUAUUGCGCUAUAUGGUAAUUCAUACAUUUUCAAAGUUAAGUAUAAAAAUACGUAUUGUAUAAUAUAUGUUUGAAUAAAUUAGUUUAUCCAAUAUCGGUACUGAAUACUAUAUAAUUGAAAAUUAAAAGUUUAAAAAUUAUGUUUCGUAAAUUGAUCUUGGCUCAAUCGAAAUUGUAUCUACAUCCUAACAUGGUACAGAAUUUUAAUGUGCUUCAUUUACAUGGCAAAAAGGACAUAAAACAAGAUGAACCCAAACAGAAACAACCAGUCUAUGAAUGUUUUUGUCCUCCAAUACAUUACAAAAUACUGACUAUGGAUGAUAUGCAAUUGCCAUAUGGUAAUUGGAAAGAACAAAAUGCAAAACGAAACAAAUCUUACAAUAAAAUUUUCUUGUUUGGUUUAGUUUCAUUGAUUGGUUCUAUAAUAGUUUUAAAAGAAUCUAUGUUUUUCAAUGCAUUUCCACCUCCUUAUCCCUUUGCUAAAGUCAGAGAAAAUAUAUUUGAAUGCGCUGAUGAUGAUGAAGACUGUGAAUUUGAAUGUGAAUGUGAAUGUUAA